GGAGAACCGAGCAGGAAGCAGGAAGAAGCCAGCACACGAUGUUGCUCUGUGUGCAUCAUAUGAACAAAAAAGUUGUGUUCUUGGCCACACCGGACUUUGGACUGGGUUCUGUGAGGAGACGAAGCAUGGAGGGCUGCUGGUGAUUUUUUAAAAAAUCCAAAUAAAAAGUCAACAAAAGGCUGAGGAGCUUUGGCGCCCAGCGAGAUAAAACCCCGAGAAGACAAAACUGAGGCAGCCGUCCAAACCCGGCUGGUAUCUAGCCAAGCCGCCUGACGCCAGCAACAACAAACACUUUUUGUCCUCCUGCUUGUAUCGUCCAAACAGAACCAGAACCACAGGGCGGCCAAGCAUCAGAACCGUGAGGAGGAUUAAGAUGAAAGUCCCCUCCGGCCAGAACUCUUCCUCCUCCUCCUCCCUGAAGUGACAGCACUAAUCACUUCUUGUCAGGUCCAUUUGGUGCCGCCCGCCUCUGACCCGACUCGACCCGCCGGGUGAGCUAAGAGAUGACGCUGUGUGCGGACGCGUUGUUGCACAUUGAACGGUUCUAGAAGGACUCUGACACCACCAGUACCGGGGUCCAAUUGAAGAGAGGAACCACAAUGACGGCAUCAUGUGACUAGUAGGAAAGAGAAAGUCUAGAGUGUGGGACCUUGGUCCUGGUUCUGGUUCUCUAGUUGGACUGCGCAGCCCCCGUGAGUCCAAUCAAGAAGACUAGUCUAGACUGUUGUGGGCAGGUGCACCUGCACAGAUGGCGGCCAGGGGGCGCACGUGUCCGGCAUGGUGUCAGAUGGCGAGCCUGAUGACGUCAUCAGUCUCAUUGUGAUUGACUGACAGCAGAAUGUCUUUUGUGAGUGUGUGUUGCUGCCGAGUGUGCAGAGCGCUAUGGGAUAUGACUACGGACAAACUUCAAGAGCUCCAUCCACAGACUUGGAAAAACACUCUGUCACUGUUAUCUUCUACUGGGGAAACCACCGAAGGAUUCUUCCUUGAGGAUCAUUAGCAGAACUUUCUGGUUCAGUUUGACCUCCGUGGAGGAUGAGGAGCAGUCAGGACGAACUCCUCUCAGUCUUCCCAAUGGCGAAACUUCAAGGGUCACUACUGCCUCCUUGUGUCAUACAGGGGAAACGCAUAUGGAGACGCCAUUUCACCAUAGACUCGAGUCUUUUUAAGAGUUCUAUACCCCCUUACCAUGGUGACAUAUGGAGACGCCAUUUCACCAUAGACUCGAGCCUUUUUAAGAGUUCUAUACCCCCUUACCAUGGUGCACAUUAGUCUCAGUUUAUUAAACACCUAUUUGUUUUUUCACGUUCUUAAUCAUUACAAGCAGUGAUUUUUACUUCCGUGUUUGUCAAGCAAGACGCGUCAUCAAGCAGGUUUAGCUCGGCUUCAAAUUAAAAUGGUGUAUUACAUAAAUGUCAGCAUUUGCCACAUUUCAGUGGCAGACAGCAAAAGCGCUUCACACAGGUGUGUAUUUAACCACAUUUUUGUGGUACCUCUUGUGUUUCUUUUCACAUCCGCUCAGAGAGAAAACGCCACUUUGGUUUUAUUUUGAAACAGUAAACGGAUGUAAUUAUAAAAAGCUUUUCUGCUUGCGAUUAGUGAUGGAAAUGUUGGCUCUUUUUAGAGAGCCGGUUCUCUUGCUUCGGCUCACUAAAAGGAGCCGUCUCUUUCGGCCCCUAAGUGGCUCCUCAGAUUUUUAUGUUGUCUUCAAUGAAUUUAUUACCAAAUUAUGUGCAUUGUGUAAAAUGAAUUACUAAUGUAAAAAUACAUUAUAUGAAAUGUUUAUUAUUUAAAUGAAUUUGUUAUGAACAGCUACAGAAGUCUAAUGUUAUACUGUAAAACACAAAAAGAUCCAUCUCAAAGUCAAAGUUCUUCAUGCAAAUUUCUAACUAUUUACAAUCAACACAACAUCAACAAAACUCCACACAACAAAACAUAAAUUAAAAAGCGCAAAAAAAGAAAAAGCACCAUCCAAGUAACAGUUGUGUCUUUACUGAUGACUGGCAUUCAAAUAAAAACCACGUGCCUCAGCUUUACGGGGCUGAUUUUUCCUUACCCUUUCUGUGUGGUGGCAACCUGUCUCCCUCCCUCCAGGCAACACUGACUGAAGUGAUGUGUCGGUCACGAGCGAAUCGGCUCCAAGGGCACCACAGCGUGUGUUUAACCCCACCCCUCCCCCUUCUCAGUGUGGACACAAAGAGGCCGCCACACAUCUUGACCAAUGGCAUUCGCCUUUAGCAGAAAAAAAGACGAGGAAAAAACUAAUCGGCUCUCAAUUGUCUCCCAACAACGUUAGCCGGCUCUGAGACCCAAUUCGUUCGCGACUGACACAUCACUACUUGACUGUUUGGCGGUUUGGCAUCAUCUGGUUUGUGACUGGAUCGAGAUGGGAUCCACCCCGGCUCACGCCGUAACCUGACACUGUGGGUGAACGGAAAGGGACUAGAGUAGUGUCUGGAAUCCCCAUAGAAAAGAAAUUGAUCAAGUUAAAGGGAAAAAUUAAAAGAGGAACUGUUACUGAGAUAAAAAGACUGAAUGCAUUUGGACGGUGGCGGAGCUACGUGGUGGCCACACCCCAUUGGCCAUCUGGACAUUUCAGGUAUCAACUUAUUGCCACAUGAGUAUUGUAAAUGUGAUAGUAGUAAUACUAUCAAAUGUAUCUGUGGAGGAAGUCAGAGGGUAUUCAGUAAGAAAACGGGCAUCAGAAGUCCAGAAAAUGAAAGUGGAAAGAAAUAUUCCAUAUGCAGAAGCAGUCAAAAUACAGCAACAGGAAAGCGAAAUGCAGGAAAUGAAUGAGAGCAAUAUCCCAAUGAGCACCAGAAGACAACAGCCAAUGGAUUACAGGAAUUCCCAUGGACAAACUGGUCGUUUUCCCUGCAUAUGUCAUCAAUUGCACGGAACAAGCGAAAAAUAAGACUGAAAAAAAUCAAGAUUAUUGUCAAAGCUGCAGCAAAGUUCUUAAAUAUGAAAGAACUAUCGUGGGGAAAAGUAUGUGGUGAACUACAACAGGUGGAGAAGUGUACUGGCAAAAUCAAUAUUUCCACUGGAUGAACUUUUGCUCUGUUUUGAUCCAAUUAUUUUUGUGGAAACUUUUCACUGUUUCUUCAGGUCGGCCUGUCUGCGCUAUCGCACAGCUGGCUUCUUUUGAAUAGCGGGAUUGUUCGACUCCCUUUUCGAUUUAGAAAAAAAGAAAAAGUUCCUCACACCUGUACCUUCCUACACUGUAUAUCUGUUUGUGUCUUUGUUCCUCGCACUUCUGGACAGACAGCGCUUUUGCAUAGACUGCCGUCUGUUCAGUGGUGACGAGGCUUUGAUCAUAAAAUACACAAAAGACAACUUGUUUCUGUGGACAGUCUUCAUUAGAAAAUUGACAAAACAACUUGGUGUCAGAAGUGGAAUCCCUGGAUCGACCUGCGGCCCGGCGACAGACGGUGACUGAUCGUCCGGAUCACCAAACUUGAUCUGCCUCCUUCCCAACACAUUCUGGACGGGAAGACUGCCCGAAAGCCGGACUCCGACUGGUUGCUAUGGGAUUCCACCGAACCCUCUUGAGGCCAAUCCUGAAUUAUAAACGCCGCGGUGAGCUACGUCAAUGGCGCCUCUUCGAGUGUUGUGUGUGCACGGCUACCGCCAGUGUGGCGCUUCUUUUCGGGACAAGACUGGUGCUCUGAGGAAGCUGCUGAAGAAACAAGUGGAGCUGGUGUACGUGGACGCGCCUCAUUGUGUUGUACAAGUCCAGGAGAAUGAUGUUGGUUCAGAUGCAGGCGGAGACCAGGACUGCAGAGGAUGGUGGUUCUCGGACCCCCAGGCUCAGACCUUCAGCGCCCAGCAGCAGUGCGAGGAGAGUUCUGGUCUGGAGGAGAGUGUGGCGGUUGUGAGGGAGGCUGUGAAGCUCCAAGGUCCGUUUGACGGCAUCUUGGGCUUCAGCCAAGGCGCCGCCCUCGUCGCCAUGCUGUGCGCUCUGCAGGAACAAAACGCCGAGCCCGACUUUCACUUUCGCUUUGCCGUUCUGGUCGCCGCUUUCUGCAGCGCCUGCACGCAGCACCAUAAGUUCUACUCUGCUCCCGUCCAGAUGCCAUCGUUGCACGUGUUUGGACUGGAGGACCGCGUCAUCCCUGACAGCAUGAGCAGGGAGCUCCUCCCCUGCUUCCGAGACCCCCACAUUCUCACACAUCCUGGCGGACAUUUUGUCCCGGCUGCUUCUGCUCACCGACAAACUUACCAGAACUUUUUGGAGGCAUUCCAGUGAGGGCAAACAUGGGAAGGAACACCAGAAACACUUGAUUGUGUAAACUGA
Dunckerocampus dactyliophorus (ringed pipefish) is the source of this 4297-nucleotide messenger RNA. RefSeq names its product OVCA2 serine hydrolase domain containing (gene ovca2). The coding region runs from base 3593 to 4249 and encodes 218 amino acids. The transcript has 8 exons. NCBI's taxonomy places the organism in Eukaryota, Metazoa, Chordata, Actinopteri, Syngnathiformes, Syngnathidae. Gene Ontology annotation, cellular component: cytoplasm; nucleus. Gene Ontology annotation, biological process: response to retinoic acid. The record is from RefSeq and is a predicted model, not a curated record.